Linum trigynum is the source of this 2103-nucleotide messenger RNA. The record is from the annotation of a GenBank genome assembly. NCBI's taxonomy places the organism in Eukaryota, Viridiplantae, Streptophyta, Magnoliopsida, Malpighiales, Linaceae.
AUUUCCAGUGGUAUUACCCCUUAAAUUUACUACGUCCACUGAUGACUAAAUAAGACGAGUUGGGUAUCCAAGAAGUAAUUUUCCAUAUGCUUGUAGCUAGCCAGCCGAUUUAGAAGCCCAACCCAACGUUCUUCUCGGAUAAAUUAGUUGAACCAAUCUUCACAUGACUGCAUUUGUUUCUCUUCUACCCUUCUGCUUCUGGUCUAUGAGUUUCUAUGUGGAAAGACUGCAGCUUGGAAUUCCUGCUGCAGCAAUCCAUUCAUCCCCAAAAGAGAAGAAGAAAGAAUUGCUAGUGUGGUUAGCAUCAUGACCGUUCUUCAAGCUAAGAGAUAUCAGGCGAAGAAGAGAAGGCCACGGGAAGUUUGCGACGGGGCUGUUUCCUGCAGCAAUCAGGAAGCAGAUAUAGUCGCAAUCAAGUCUCCUGUAAAGUCAGUCAAGAAUCAGAAGGAUAUCUUCAGUGCUAUGGGGAAGAGGGCCUCCAUGGAGAAUCUGUAUGUCAGUGGCGAGGUUGACAAUGCUGCAAUGAGAAAAGCACAUGAGUUUGCAUCUAGUCUACCUGGAAACUUUCCUACCUUGAUGAAGCUUAUGCACCCUUCACAUAUUGGGUUUUCCUUGCAUCUUGUGGCAGGGUUUUGCUACAAGCAUUUGCCUGACAAGGAUAAGGUGAUCGACCUAGAAGAUGACAAGGGCAAAGUUUAUCCCGCCCAAUUCUUAGCUAGUAAGCAUUGUCUUAGCGGUGGAUGGAGAGCUUUCUCCAUCCAUCACAAGUUAGUUCAAGGCGAUGUUGUGGUUUUUCAGUUACUUGAACCGACCAAGUUCAAGGUCUACGUAGUGAGAGCAAGUGCCUCAGAGCAAGCGAGUCGAAGAUCCAAGAGAAAGGUCGAGACAAGUGCCAAAGAAGCCAAGAAGACCAGCAUCACCAACUGCAAAAUUGUAGUACAUAAACAAGACGAGCCCAAGAAUGGAAGCGAGGAAGAUUUCGGGUUUGAUAUCUCAGAUGGGAUAAUUAUGUCAUCAGAUCAACCAGCUGUUGAUUUCCAGCAAGUGAGGAACGUUGAUGACUUUGACAUUGUGGUUAAUGGCCUGAUCAUCAACUGUGAACUCUCCAAACAGCUUCAGUACAAGUACUACGAACUAUGCAGCAGCCAGAAGUCCUUCCUCCACCAACAUAUUCCCAAUGGGCUUAACUGUAAGCUGAUAGCCGGAAUAAUCGCUGAGACCACAAACAUUGCUGAUGCAGUAAGGACUGCAAAGUUCUGUACUCGACAGAAGGAAGAGUUUGCAAAUUGGGAAAACACAUUGUCAGGAUUCGAGAAGCUGGGAAUGAAUGUAGAGUUCAUACUCACCAGGUUGAGGCAGCUCAUAGGGCUUUCUGACCAUGUCAAUAGGUGCAAGAAAUUGAAGGCUGAGAGAGUUGAAGUGGGAGAGGAGGUGAAGGCUUUGAAGGCGAAACUCGAGAAAUCGGUGGGUAGAAUGGAGAGGAUUGAUGAAGAGAUAGAGAGAUUGGAAAAUGAGGAGGAUGUUGAGGUGAGGUUCACAAAAUUAGCUGAAGCUCCAUGGUCAUUGUAACUGCCUGACUUGAGAUCUAGCUGAGAGAGCUACUAAGUUCAAACCAUUCUGUACGAGGUUUGUAAGAUCUAGCUUGGAAAGCUAUAAAGUCACCAUCUGUGUAACUAUGAAUGACUCGGACGGUCCAAGUUCUAAUACAAUCUACCUGAUGAUCGAGAUCUUCGCGUAGCAAGAGUGAUUAACCGAAGGCAAUUGUAUCAGCUGAAUGACCAAAUGCAUACACGAAACUAAUUUGUAAUGUAAGAUUCGACCGAGUUAGAUAGAAAAAGAUAACAUUGUUUACAGUGGGAUACGAAGCAAUCCCCUUGAAUUCGAUGACCUCCGCUGUAAAUUACCAUGAAUUGGAAAAUUGCAAGCAUGAAUACACAUGGAUGCCAGAAAACCAGAUGGGUCCAAAUCAUCAUUACCCAGCUGGGCAAAUGCAUGGUAUUUUUCUACAACCCCAUACCUCAUUCAGCCAUGCAACCUCACAUGGAGCUAAAGGAAUGGUGACUGGUACAGGACAAGUAAGAAGAAUAUAGAACUUGCCCAUUA